GCCUAUGGCUCAGGAUGCGACGUAGUGAUCUUGGCUAGUGACUUUGAGUGUGUUCAGAUUAUCCCGGGAGCUCAAAAUGGAAACAUACAGGUGGGCUGUGUGGAGUGCUCCCACCAGCUUGGCAGGAUUGCUGCGUCCUACGGAAACACAGUCUGCAUCUUUGAACCUCUUUCUAUCAACCCAAAUAAACGCCACAAGCAGCUUAACUAUCAGUGGCAAAAGACAGGACAGUUCUUCCUUGAUGCCAUCACCUACAACCUGGCCUGGGACCCACAAGGGAACCGUAUCCUAGCAGCAACCGAGCGACUCCAGCUGUGGGCACCUCCACUGACGGAUGCCCUGAUUGAGGAGGAGGAUGGGCAGAUGAUUGACGACAAGCCCCACCCUGUCCUCAGUGACUGGAACUGUGUCUGGCAGUGCAAGACUGCUGCGUCUGUCCACGCAGCCAAGUGGUCUCCUGAUGGAGAGUAUUUUGCCACAAUUGGAAAGGAUGACUGUUUACUCAAGGUUUGGUAUCCCACUACUGGCUGGAGAUCCGCAGUGGUGGUCCAGGACCCGUCUGAUAAAAAGCCUCUUCCUGUUCACUUCUCCUUUGUUUACUUGGCUCAUCCUCGCUCGGUCACUGGUGUGUCCUGGAGGAAGACCAGCAAGUACAUGCCCAAGGGUUCAGUGUGCAAUGUGUUGCUGACAUCUUGUGAGGAUGGAGUGUGUAGAUUAUGGUCGGAGACCCUGUUACCUGAAGACAGUCUGCUUGGUGGACAGAUCACUGAGAACACACAGUCCUUCAGCUCUAGCCUGCCAGGCCUGGCAGGCAAUAAGGACAAGAUCCAACAUGCUUUGGAGUCAAUCCACCACCUAAAACAUCUGCGCCGUGGCCGGCGACGGUCCUCUGCUUUAGUGGCACACAGUGAGCUGCUGCCCUCUCAGCUGGGCACACAGGAUGCACACACUCACCGCCACAUCGCUCAUCAUGCCAAUGCCCUGUGUCACUUCCAUAUCUCGGCCAGUAUUAAUCCCAACACAGAUAUCCCAUCAGUGCUAGCUGACUCUGCAGUGUUUAACCCAGACGAUGGCACAGGUGGCGGAGGCUUUGUGGUUCACUGGCUCAAUAAUAAGGAUCUUAGCUUCACUUCAUCCAUGGACCUUUUUAUGCUGCAACUCCGUAAAUUCUCUGAACAACAGCUGGACCAAACUACUGAGGACCCCUUGGAUCCUGAAGGAUCCCCUAUGAAGUUUGACUUUGACCUGGAUGAGAUGUCUGACAAAGCAUCCUCAGAGCAAGGAGAAGAGGGUGAGUCAGGGGAGCAGGGAAGCACCAAGGCAUCCUCCCCAGGAUCCAGCUCUAGCAUGCCUCUGCCUUCCAUGCUGCUAGAGAGGAAGAUGGAGACUCUGAUCACAGAGUGGAACAAGAGCCCGGACAUGCUGUUUACCAUCCAUCCAUUGGAUGGAUCUUUCCUGGUUUGGCAUGUAAAAUACUUGGACGAAUUCAACCAGGGCAUCUUCAGACAGGUUCAGGUGUCCUUCUCCUCCCGUAUUCCGGUGGCGUUUCCCACAGGAGAUGCCAACUCACUGAGUAAAAACAUCCUGAUGUAUGCCUGCACUUUGACUGAGGGUGUAAGCGCUGGAGUAGGCAAGCAGGGAAGGAUAGUCCAACAUGUGUCCCACUCUGCUUCAGCCUCAGCUGGCCUUAGUUCUGCUGCUGUGACCUCCCCUCCCAACACUCACAUUAGUCCAGCUGUCAUGAUGGUCUCCAAGCAUGUUGAUGGAUCUCUUAACCAGUGGGCUGUGACAUUUGCAGAGCGUUCUGACUUCUCCAAUGUACUGACAGUAUCUCAUAAGUUUCGGUACUGCGGCCAUCGUUUCCAUCUGAAUGACCAAGCUUGUCACACAGUGCUGCCGCUGCUGCUGACCUCCUCUCACCACAAUGCCCUGCUCACCCCUCCCUCAGCCCCUGGAAGUUUGGAAGGAGAGCAGCCUCCUACCUUCCCCCUACCAAAGGGUCUUCCCAGGAAGCAGCUUCGUAAUGCAGCUACAAGGACCUUCCAUGACCCCAAUGCCAUCUACAGUGAGCUGAUUUUGUGGCGAGUGGACCACAUUGGACCCCUGUCCUGCACUGGAGGCGUCUCAGAAUUGGCCCGUAUCAACUCUCUGCACACCUCUGCCUUCAGCAAUGUUGCUUGGCUACCCACGCUAGUACCCAGCACUGUACUUGGAACUUACUGUAACAGUGCCAGUGCCUGCUUCGUGGCAUCAGAUGGUAAAAACCUGCGUCUCUAUCAAGCUGUUGUGGAUGCCAGGAAACUACUGGAUGAGCUGUCAGAUCCUGAAACAUCUAAACUCGUGGGCGAAGUGUUCAAUAUCGUCAGCCAGCAGUCCACAGCCAGACCCGGCUGUAUCAUAGAGUUGGAUGCUAUUACAAACCAGUGUGGAGCCAGUACACAGCUGCUACAUGUCUUCCAAGAGGACUUCAUUCUAGGUUACAAGCCCCAGAAAGAACCAGAAGCAAACACACCAGCCUUUCCACCUGGGGGAGAUUACCAACCUCCUCCCUUCUCUGAGAAGUUUUUCCUGGUGGUGAUCGAAAAGGAUCUCAACAGAAACUCUGUUCUGCAGAUGUGGCAUCUACAUCUUAAGUCUGUGCAGGCCUGUGUGGAUGAGCCAAGCCCAGAUUACAGCUUCCAGAGCCAGCUGAUGGUUCCCAAUCAAGUUGUGAAUGCUGACUCAUCUCCAGAGACGUCUCCUGUCAGACCCUUGCCACGGUCAACUUCAACAGCUAACUUGCAAUCUGCUAGCAAACUGAUCCUCAGCUCGAAGCUGGUUUACAGCAAACGCCUUGACCUUCCUCAUGGGGUGGAGGUUACUAGGGCGACCCCAUCUGCAGGACAUCUGAGUUCCUCCUCUAUUUACCCCGUGUGCCUGGCUCCAUACUUGAUUGUUACAACCUGCUCUGAUUCCCGAGUGCGGUUCUGGCACUGUGCUGUGGAGGGUGAUGAUGGGAAUGGUAUGGAUGGCGAGGACAACCGGGUGUACCGCUGGGAGCCCUGGGCUCUGAUGAAUGAAGAGGAGGACAACAACAGUGCUGUGUGUGUGUCAGGCCGGCCUGUAGCUGUGUCAUGUUCUUACAUUGGCAGGCUGGCUGUGGCUUUCAAACAGCCACGACAAGGACAGAGUCUAAGUUCCAUAGAAGACUUCUCUAUGCAUGUGUCCAUCUACGAGUGUGAGUCUACUGGUGGCUCAGAGUGGGUUUUAGAGCAAACUGUCCACCUGGAUGAUUUCGCCAGACCCUCUUCCACCCUGGAUCCAAGAGUCAGUGUGGACUCAAAUCUCUUUGUCUACAGCAGGUCUGACUUGUACAUGAGCAGAGACCAUAGCUCACCCAACAUUAAGCACUACGUGCACUUGGACUGGCUGUCAAAGGAGGAUGGAUCGCACAUCCUCACUGUGGGAGUGGGCUCCAACAUUCUUAUGUAUGGCCGUAUCUCUGGUGUGGUCAAUGAGCAGACUAGCAGCAAGGAGGGUGUGGCUGUUAUCACCCUUCCUCUAGGGGGCAGUAUCAAACAGGGGAUCCGCUCACGCUGGAUUUUGCUUCGGACCAUUGACCUUCUGUCAUCUGUGGAUGGCACCCCAUCGCUGCCGGUCUCCCUUUCCUGGGUAAGGGAUGGCAUCCUAGUGGUGGGCAUGGACUGUGAAAUGCAUGUGUAUGCACAGUGGCAUCAGGACAAGAAGCCCGGUGAGGGAGAAGAAGGCAACCUUUCAUCAGCAGACAUAGCCGGAGGUCAAAGCACAGUGUCCUCCUCGAUCUUUGAAGGGAGGGCCAGGUCAAAGAGUGUGUUUGAGGGGAGUACUGCAGUAGAUGAGGCCCUUCGUGCCCCGGCAGGACUUCAAGAAGGAGGACUCUUUGAAGCAGCUCACUCGCUGUCCCCAACUCUUCCUCAGUACCAUCCAACCCAGCUGCUGGAACUCAUGGACCUGGGCAGAGUUCGGCGUGCCAAGGCCAUCCUCGCCCACCUGGUAAAAUGUAUUGCUGGAGAAGUCGCUGUGGUUAGGGAUGUGGAGGCAGGUGAGGGCGGAGCCAGGAGACAUCUGUCUCGGACAAUCAGCGUUACUGGCAGCACAGCAAAAGACACCAUAGUGUCGGGCCGUGACGGAGGCAGGGACUACACAGAGAUCAACUCCAUCCCUCCCUUGCCUCUGUACUCCCUCAUGUUGGCUGACCUAGACACCUCUUAUAAAGGACCUGAAGAGAAUGCUAAGGGAACUAAAGGGACUGAUGGUGAGGCAGCCCAAAAGUCCACAGAGGACCAGUAUGCUGACCUCUUCCAGGUGCCAACAGUUACCACGGAUGACUUUGUAAACUUUGCCACAGAUAAACCAGAGAAAAAAUCCCGAGUUAUUAACCUCUCUCAAUAUGGGCCUACCUAUUUUGGACCAGAACAUGCUCAGGUGCUGUCCAGUCACCUCAUGCACUCCAGCCUUCCAGGCCUGACCCGCCUAGAGCAGAUGUUCUUGGUGGCCUUGGCUGAUACUGUUGCAACCACAAGUGCUGAGGUCGCAAGCUCCACUGAUCAACAGUACACAGGUGGCGAGGCUCUUGAUGAGUGUGGACUAAGGUACCUGCUCGCCAUGCGUCUUCAUACCUGCCUGCUCACCUCUCUGCCCCCACUCUACCGCAUGCAGCUGCUCCACCAAGGCCUCUCAACGUGUCACUUUGCAUGGGCGUUCCACUCAGAGGCAGAGGAAGAGAUGCUGAACAUGAUCCCAGCAAUGCAGAGAGGCGACCCACAGUGGUCUGAGCUCCGGGCCGUGGGUGUGGGUUGGUGGAUAAGAAACAUCAACACUCUGAGGAAAAUGGUGGAGAAGUUGGGAAAAGCUGCAUUCCAGAGGCAAAAUGACCCUUUAGAUGCUGCCCUGUUCUACUUGGCCAUGAAGAAGAAAGCUGUCCUGUGGGGACUCUUCAGGUCUCAGCAUGAUGAGAAGAUGACUCAGUUCUUCAAAAACAACUUCAGUGAAGACCGCUGGCGAAAGGCAGCUCUCAAAAAUGCUUUCUCCCUACUGGGAAAGCAGCGCUUUGAACAGUCGGCUGCCUUCUUCCUGUUGGCUGGUUCCCUCAAAGAUGCCAUAGAGGUAUUGCUGGAGAAGAUGGAGGAUCUCCAGUUAGCCAUGAUAGUAGCAAGGCUGUAUGAGGCUGAUUUUGAGAAUUCAUCCACCUGCCAAGGCCUCCUUUAUGAGAAGGUCUUGGGCUGCAAUAGGGACGGGAGUGGUUACCACUGUUCCAGGUUGCACCCCGAUCCGUUCCUCCGCAGCAUAGCCUACUGGAUCAUGAAAGACUACACGCGAGCCUUGGACACAUUAUUGGAGCGAAUCCCAAAAGAGGACGAUGAGAACCCUGAUGUGAUGGUUAAGGCUUGCAACCCUGUGGUGUUUAGCUUCUAUAACUACUUAAGGACACACCCUUUGAUCAUUCGCCGCCACUUUGCAAAUCCAGCGGGCACAGCAACAACAGUAGGCCUCACUGCUGAAAAGAGCAGCGCAGAUGAGAUCAACCUCAUAGAGCGCAAACUGUUCUUCACUACAGCCAAUGCACACUUCAAGGUGGGCUGCCCAGUUUUAGCUCUGGAAGUACUUUCCAAGAUCCCCAAGGUUUGCAAGAAGUCUGGCUCAUCGCCUCUCAGCAAGGCUUCAUCCAAGGCCAAUUUAAACACAAGCCAACCCUUGGAAAAUGGCACUCAGGGAGGUUUGGACUGGGGCUCUCCAGCAGCACCGACACAGGCCUGGGGAGGAAAUGAUGGCACUGGUGGGUUGGACUGGAGCCAGCCUAUGGUGAAGGUAGAGGAAGAUGAGCUGAAGCUGGACUGGGGAGAUGUCAAGGAAGAUGAUGAGGAUGAGGACGAUGGUGGUCUGACCAUGAAGAAACCAGAGCUGGAAACUGAAGGAGAGGAAGGUUCAGGAAAAGGCAGCCAGAAACUGCAAAGAGAGGACUCACAGGGCGAGUCGGAGGUCGACGUGAUAGCAGAGCAGCUGAAGUUCCGUGCCUGUCUGAAGAUCCUCAUGACAGAGCUGCGUACAUUGGCUACAGGCUUUGAGGUGGACGGAGGGAAGCUCCGCUUUCAGCUCUACAACUGGCUGGAGAAGGAGAUAGCAGCCAUGCAUAAAAUCUGCAACUACAAGGUGGAAGGAAAGGAGGAAGAGUCAGAGGUGGAGCGCUGGGGAGAACGCUCAACAUCGGUGGACAUAUCAGAUGACGUAUUGGAGCGAACAGACGCCGGAGCCUAUGAGCGUCAUCAGAUGGAGCGCCGCCGGCUUCAGGCCAAACAGCAGCACUCUGAGAGGCGCAAGGCAUGGCUGAGGAAGAACCAGGCCCUGCUCAGAGUGUUUCUAUCCUACUGCAGCCUUCAUGGAGCCAAGGGAGGCGGAGUCACCUCUGUUCGCAUGGAGCUUCUGUUCCUCCUGCAGGAGAGCCAGCAGGAGACCACAGUGAAGCAGCUGCAGUCCCCUUUGCCUCUGCCUACUACACUGCCCCUGUUAUCUGCUUACAUUGCCCCCACCAAGACAGUCAUAGCCAACCCUGUUCUCCACCUCAGCAAUCACAUACACGACAUCCUCUACACCAUCACACUCAUGGAGACCCCACCACAUCCGGACAUCAUGGACGAUCGGGUGAACGCUCUGCACACGCUAGCAGCAUCUCUGUCUGCUUGCAUCUAUCAAGCACUGUGUGACAGUCACAGCUACAGCAGUCAAACAGAGGCCAACCAGUUUACAGGGAUGGUUUACCAGGGCCUUUUGCUCAGUGAGAGGAAACGACUCCGCACAGAAAGCAUUGAAGAGCAUAUUACUCCCACCUCUGCACCUGCACAGUGGCCAGGUGUGUCGUCCCUGAUUUCAUUGUUGACAUCUGCGAGGGACGAGGACCAGCCAAAGCUCAGUGUGCUCCUGUGUGAAGCUGUUGUGGCAGUUUAUCUUUCCCUGCUAAUCCAUGGCCUGGGCACUCACAGCAGCAAUGAACUCUUCCGCCUGGCAGCACAUCCCCUCAAUAACCGGGUGUGGGCCGCAGUCUUCGGAGGAGGGGCCAAAGUCGUCAUUAAGCCAAAGAGGCCUGAGGCUCCACCAGCGCCAGCUGAUUUUGAGGCAGCCAGGCCAGAGGAGUCUGAAGAGACAGGAAGACCAGAGCAGAGCAACUUCACCUCAAACCCCACUGUCACCCCUACUGAAACCCAGCGCCCUAAACGUCCCCCUCCUCCUGUUUUAAGGGACGAGGGGGUGGGCACUGUGGUAUCUGCAGCUAACACCAGCUUGGCUCCCCCUCAGCCCCCAGCAGAGGAUGUGGACCGAUACAGACGCAGAUUCAACAUGAGGAUGCUGGUUCCUGGACGCCCUGUAAAGGAGACACCUGCCACGCCACCUCCUGUUCCCGUUGAAAGACCCACCUACAGGGAGAAGUUCAUUCCCCCAGAGCUGAGCAUGUGGGACUAUUUUGUGGCCAAACCUUUCCUGCCGCUGUCAGACAGCAACGCCCUGUAUGACUCAGACGAAAGCGGUGCCGAGGAUGACGAAGAUGAUGAUGACGCCUUCCUAUCUGACACACAGAUGACUGAGCACUCUGACCCCAACUCUUACAGCUGGUUUCUGAUCCGCCUGGUCAUGGUGAAACUGGCUUAUCACAAUGUCAAGAACUUCAUUCCUCUCACUGGCCUGGACUUUACAGAGCUGCCAGUCACGUCCCCUCUGAGCAAUGCUGCCUUGAAGACUUUGGAGACCUGGGAGCAGCUUCUGUUGGAGCGAAUGAAUACGUUUGAUGGCCCACCUCCCAACUACAUCAACACUUACCCUACUGACCUCAGCACAGGAGGUGGCCCUGCAAUACUGCGACAUAAGGCCAUGCUGGAGCCUGACAACACACCCUUCAAGACAAGGAACCACCAGUCCUUUCCAGCCCGACGUUUGUGGCAUUUCCUGGUCAAACAGGAAGUUCUUCAGGAGACAUUAAUCCGUUACAUCUUCACAAAGAAAAGGAAGCAGAGUGAGUCUGUAGAGAACCAUACGGACCGUAUAAGCCCACACUGCAAAGCAGGAGCUAGCAGUUCCUAUAAGGUGGAGGCUGAUUUGGGCUACCCUGGAGGAAAAGCUAAAAUCAUCCACAAGGAGUCUGAUAUAAUCAUGGCAUUUGCCAUAAAUAAGGCUAACUCUAAUGAAAUAGUGUUGGCUUCCACCCAUGAUGUCCAAGAGGUUGAUGUGUCCAGUCUAGUAGCUGUCCAGCCCUACACGUGGAUUGGGGAGGACUUUGAUAAGGAGUCUCGCAGCUCUGAUGAUGUAGAUCAUCGUUCUUCGCACACCAAUAUUGCCCAGGCUAGCUCCGUCCCCUUUGCACCACCGCAGAUGCCAGUCUCUGCAUCCAUGCCGUGGCUCGGUAGUGGUCAGACCAGUAUGGGAGCCAGUGUGAUUAUGAAGAGGAAUCUAAACAAUGUGAAGAGAAUGACAUCCCAUCCCAUAUAUCAGUACUACAUGACUGGGGCUCAGGAUGGUAGCGUGAGGAUGUUUGAAUGGAACAGACCUCAGCAACUCAUUUGCUUCAGACAAGCAGGCAACGCUCGAGUCACCCGUCUCUAUUUCAACUCCCAGGGCAACAAGUGUGGAGUCGCUGAUGGAGAGGGCUUCCUCAGUCUCUGGCAGGUUAACCAGACAUCGUCCAACCCUAAACCGUACCUGAGUUGGCAAUGCCACACUAAGACCUGCGGGGAUUUUGCUUUCAUCACAUCCUCCAGUCUCAUCGCCACGGCCGGACAGUCCAAUGAUAACAGAAAUGUUUGCCUGUGGGACACUCUGAUUUCACCUAACAAUACUAUGGUGCAUGCUUUUCCCUGCCAUGAGAACGGGGCCACUGUGCUUCAGUAUGCUCCUAAACAGCAGCUGCUGAUUACUGGAGGCAGAAAAGGCUUUGUGUGCGUGUUUGACAUCCGACAGCGGCAGCUGCUCCACACUUUCCAGGCCCAUGAUUCAGCCAUCAAGGCCCUCGCAUUGGAUGCCUUUGAGGACUUCUUCGUCACUGGCUCUGCAGAGGGCAACAUGAAGGUGUGGAAGCUAGCCGGCCACGGGCUCAUGCACUCUUUUAGCAUAGAGCACGCCAAGCAGUCCAUCUUCCGGAACAUCGGCGCAGGUGUCAUGCAGGUGGAGACGCGACCCGGAAACCGAAUCUUCACCUGCGGAGCAGACGGCACCCUAAAGAUGAGGGUCCUCCCAGACCGCUACAAUAUCCCCAGCAGCUUGGUUGACGCCCUGUAAUGCUUUUUGUAAUUCUGAGGGUCCUAAGAGGAAAGGGUCAGAAAGUGGAGGAAAAAACCGAAAUGCUUCUGUAACACUCUGUAGGCAUUAAUAGAAACGCUGCUGGGGGAAGAGUUAGUCAAAAGAUUACCACGCUGUUGGCAACUUUCAGCAUGAACGGUGUUCAUGAGUUUACUGUUGGCCGUAUCCAGAACGAUUAAAAACGGAGCUGCAAACAUUUUAUUUUCCCAAAGGCUGAAAACAAAGUUACAAGCAAAUGGUAUCAUACUUGAUUUUAAAGCUAGUUUUAUUGUAAUUUUAUCGAAGAAUCUCUACUCUUAGAGUGUGUCCAUAGGGAAGCUAUGCAUGUCCUGUUCUCGUUAUGCGGUGCAAUCACAGGUCUAUUGAUAGUGCUCUGUAAAAGUGCUCAAGCAAAAAUUUUAAAAGUGUGUAACUGUCGUCAUUUUGUGCCCACAGCUGAAAUCUCUUAGCAUCUACUGUAACCAGCACCGUGGUUUGUUAUUAAGUCAGUGGUUUCCAGUGUGAAUCGAGUUGUUGGAAUCUGCAUUUUGUUUCGAUGGUUUUUGCCCCCCACCCUCCUGCCUUUUAUUUGCCCAGCUUUCUCAGCUCCGUGGAAGAGUUGAUGGUGCAUUUGGUCCUGAUAGUGACACCUGUCUGUAUCCCCCCCCCUUCUCUUUUUCCACUGGCUGCCCAUCACUCACUUGGCCUAUAAUGGUUUGGGUUCAGCCCGCUCCAGUUUGGCCCUCUGCGUGCGUGUUCACUCUGCUGUGUCUGCCAUCUGUACGUCUGCGCGCCCACCUGCCCUCAAAUGCCUGUUUGUGCGGCAGACUCACUGCUAGAACAUUCCUGUUUGGAAGACGGUGUGUUUUACUCCUGUGACUGUGAUUUCAGUGUUUCCAUCUGUCUGGUACAACGCUAAAGAUCCACCCACCCACUCACCCCAGAGCAGAAACACAAAGGUUCACUUCUGGUUUUAUCACAAAGAUUUUAUUUUAUUUGUUUGUUUUUUUUUUAAUUGAGUUGAUUUUCUUAUUUAAGUUAUUUAUGUUUGUGUUCAUUUGGUUGACCAUUCCUUUCUAAAACUAUUUAUCUUAUUGCCUUUUAUUUUAGGAAUGUAAGGGGUUUUACUGUAAUCUGACUGGGAGAUGUGCAACAGUCUGCUGUAUGUAAGUGUGUUUACCUCACUAGUUGUUUUUACUGUUUCAUCCAUAAGGAAUAGAUAUUUGCACUCAAAUUCUGGAGACACUAAAAGUUUAUUUCAAAUAAAUAGGUUAUUAAAGAGGAAACGAUUAUAUACAAAUGAAUGUCUGGCUUUAUUUGGCCUACUAGUACAACAUUUAGUUGUACUAGUAGACUAUAGAAAACUAUAGAAAUAGUUUUAUUAUAUAAAUAUAUAUAUAUAUAUGAACUAUCACAACAACCUUGUACAAACAUGAAGGCAUUUCUUUAUUUUUGGUUUGUAUCAUACCAGUUGGAUUAGUUGUAACUUUUGUUAAGUGUAUGUAUGGUAUUUAUUAAAGAGAUUUGUGUUUCUCUCCCUCUC
Molecule: messenger RNA, 10822 nt
Organism: Haplochromis burtoni (Burton's mouthbrooder)
Lineage: Eukaryota; Metazoa; Chordata; Actinopteri; Cichliformes; Cichlidae
Gene: dmxl2
Product: Dmx-like 2
Biological process (GO): vacuolar acidification
Cellular component (GO): RAVE complex
Molecular function (GO): protein binding
Source: RefSeq, a predicted model, not a curated record